Messenger RNA from Zeugodacus cucurbitae (melon fly), 2964 nucleotides. It is a transcript of the gene TER94, whose product is annotated as transitional endoplasmic reticulum ATPase TER94. Gene Ontology annotation, molecular function: polyubiquitin modification-dependent protein binding; ATP hydrolysis activity; ATP binding. The transcript is spliced from 7 exons. Bases 144 to 2828 code for a protein of 894 amino acids. The record is from RefSeq and is a predicted model, not a curated record. Gene Ontology annotation, biological process: mitotic spindle disassembly; autophagosome maturation; retrograde protein transport, ER to cytosol. NCBI's taxonomy places the organism in Eukaryota, Metazoa, Arthropoda, Insecta, Diptera, Tephritidae. Gene Ontology annotation, cellular component: nucleus; VCP-NPL4-UFD1 AAA ATPase complex; cytosol.
AUCAUUCGGUUUUCAAAAGUUUUACCUAAAAUUUGAAGGCAUCGCUUUGAAGCGAAUUUUGAAAUACUUUUAAACAAAGAAAAUUAUCUGCUCCACUGUGAAAACAAAAGAAUUCCAACUGAAACGAUAAUAUAACUUGAACAAUGGCUAGUGGAAGUGGUAAUUCUGGAAGUGGAGGUAAUAGUGGACGCCGACAUGUACCGUUUCAUUGGAGUGCCGAUGCUGAUGACGAUGUUUGCGAUGAUGAUUUGAUGGACGCCGAUCAAGACUUAACAAAUUUUGUACACAAGUACCGACAGGAACAAGAGCAAAGUUUGAAAAAAACACAGGGUUCGCUAUACUUGCCCUCGUCAAAUUCGACGGGGCCAAAUAAAAAGGACGGUAAAGAAGAUCCUUCGGGUGGAAAUUCUGGACCUAUUUGCGCUCAAUCUUCAAACGACAAGCGUGAUGAUUUAGCUACCGCAAUUCUUAAGCGUAAGGACCGCCCAAACCGUUUAAUCGUUGAGGAAGCCGUCAACGAUGAUAAUUCUGUUGUUUCAUUGUCGCAGGAAAAAAUGGAUGAAUUGCAAUUGUUUAGAGGUGAUACGGUAAUUUUGAAAGGAAAGCGCCGCAAGGAGACCGUCUGCAUAGUGUUAUCGGAUGAAAACUGUCCCAACGAGAAGAUCCGCAUGAAUCGCGUUGUGCGCAACAAUCUGUGUGUCCACUUGUCCGACGUGGUGUCCAUCCAAUCGUGUCCCGAUGUUAAGUACGGCAAACGUGUUCGCAUUUUGCCUAUCGACGAUACCGCAGAAGGUGUGACGGGAAAUCUUUUCGAAAUCUACUUGAAACCAUAUUUCCUGGAAGCUUACCGACCAAUCCACAUGGGUGAUAACUUCAUUGUUCGCGCUGCUAUGCGUCCGAUAGAAUUUAAAGUCGUGCUCACCGACCCGGAGCCCUACUGUAUUGUAGCACCUGAGACCGUAAUCUUCUGCGAUGGCGAUCCAAUUAAACGCGAGGAAGAAGAGGAAUCACUCAACGCUGUGGGCUAUGACGAUAUUGGCGGUUGUCGCAAACAACUGGCCCAAAUCAAGGAAAUGGUGGAGCUGCCACUUCGUCAUCCUUCGCUUUUCAAGGCUAUCGGUGUGAAACCACCUCGUGGCAUUCUCAUGUACGGUCCACCCGGUACUGGUAAAACGUUGAUUGCACGCGCUGUGGCUAAUGAGACGGGUGCAUUCUUCUUCCUUAUAAACGGUCCGGAAAUCAUGUCUAAACUUGCCGGUGAAUCAGAGUCGAAUUUGCGUAAAGCUUUCGAAGAAGCUGAAAAGAAUUCGCCUGCUAUUAUUUUCAUUGACGAAAUCGACGCAAUUGCUCCUAAGCGUGAUAAGACACAUGGUGAAGUGGAACGUCGUAUUGUGUCGCAGUUGCUCACUCUUAUGGAUGGUAUGAAGAAGAGUUCACAUCUGAUUGUGAUGGCCGCCACCAACAGGCCAAAUUCAAUUGACCCUGCGCUGCGUCGCUUCGGACGUUUCGAUCGUGAAAUUGACAUUGGCAUUCCGGAUGCCACCGGUCGGUUGGAAGUUUUGCGUAUUCACACUAAAAACAUGAAAUUGCAUGAAGACGUUGACUUGGAGCAAAUUGCUGCAGAAACUCACGGUCAUGUGGGUGCUGAUUUGGCUUCGCUUUGUUCCGAGGCUGCUUUGCAACAAAUUCGUGAAAAGAUGGAUCUCAUCGAUUUGGAAGACGAUAAAAUUGAUGCCGAAGUAUUGGCCUCCUUGGCCGUGACUAUGGAGAAUUUCCGUUAUGCUAUGACCAAAUCGAGUCCAUCGGCUUUGCGCGAAACUGUGGUGGAGGUGCCCAAUACUACUUGGUCGGAUAUUGGUGGUUUGGAGAGUGUGAAGAAGGAGUUGCAAGAAUUGGUGCAAUAUCCAGUCGAGCAUCCAGACAAAUUCUUGAAAUUCGGCAUGCAGCCCAGUCGUGGUGUACUGUUCUACGGGCCACCUGGUUGUGGUAAAACUCUACUUGCUAAGGCUAUUGCUAAUGAGUGCCAGGCUAACUUUAUUUCGGUCAAGGGACCCGAAUUGCUUACUAUGUGGUUUGGUGAGUCCGAAGCAAAUGUACGCGACAUCUUCGAUAAAGCACGUUCGGCCGCACCUUGUGUGUUGUUCUUCGAUGAAUUGGACUCGAUUGCCAAGGCACGUGGUGGCAAUGUGGGUGAUGCUGGCGGUGCCGCUGAUCGUGUUAUUAACCAAAUUCUUACCGAGAUGGAUGGCAUGGGUGCUAAGAAGAACGUAUUCAUUAUUGGUGCAACCAAUCGUCCCGACAUUAUCGAUCCAGCCAUUUUGCGUCCUGGGCGCUUGGAUCAACUGAUCUAUAUUCCACUUCCCGAUGACAAGUCGCGUGAAGCUAUUCUUAAGGCAAACCUUCGCAAGUCGCCACUGGCUAAGGAUGUCGAUCUUACAUACAUUGCCAAGGUGACACAAGGAUUCUCAGGUGCUGAUUUGACCGAAAUCUGUCAGCGUGCCUGUAAAUUGGCAAUUCGGCAAGCAAUCGAAGCCGAAGUGCGUCGGGAAAAGGAGCGCGCAGAAAAGCAAACCAUGGAGAUGGACGAAGAUGAUCCAGUACCGGAGAUCACACGUGCACACUUCGAAGAAGCGAUGAAGUUCGCAAGGCGUUCGGUGUCAGACAACGAUAUUCGGAAAUACGAAAUGUUUGCACAGACUUUGCAGCAAUCGCGCGGCUUUGGACAGAACUUCAGAUUCCCGGGUGCCAGCAGCACUUCACAAGGUUCUGGACCGAAUGUACCAGCGAAUCCGCCAGGCGACAAUGGUGAUGACGAUCUUUACAGUUAGAUUUUUAGUUUUAAAAUCAAUGAAUAUUAAACAAACCCAUUUGUCAAAUUGAAGUAUGCUUGAACAAGACAAACAACCAUUUCUAAUUUGAAUAAAACCAAUAAUAUAAUAAAAUAAAGAAAAUGAGACUAUGUAA